CAAAAACUACAAAUAGAAAAGCUGAAAAAGGAAGUAAUAUCUACUACCAAGAAAAAUGACAAUCUUAAUAGUAAGCUCAAGGCCAAGACAAAAACCACUGAAAGCGCUACACAAUGGCAAACUGAUGACCUGCAGAAAGAUCUUCCAAAACUGAUACAUCAGGAGAAUAAAGAUAAACAAUCUGUACAACCAACACCAAGACGAACACCAAAGAUGCUAUACAUUGCAGCCAGUAACGGCUAUGGUAUAUCAGCAGCAAUUAACAGCCAAUCAAAUCAAAAAAUCGUUGCCACUGGGAAUGUUCAUGGAGGAGCAACCAUAGAAUUUAUCAACUCAACUAUUCCUCAAACUGUGAGCCAAAUGAAACCUGACACUGUUGUCGUCCAAUGCGGGACCAACAAUAUCAUCGUCGAGAAUACAACUACUACCAUAUCCAAAAUGAAAUCUCUAAUCACUACCCUCAAAUCAACUGGUAAAGCAAACAAGACCAAAACAGCUGUCAUAGAAAUACCAUAUAGGAGAGACAAACCACUCUCACACAAGCUAAACACAAAGAUUGACGCCAUAAAUUCAGCAACCCAAUCAGAAUGCAAGAAGCAAGAUGUACACUUUAUUAGAAUAAAUACAACUGAUUACAACAAGAGCAUAUUAGGAAGGCAAGGUCUACACUUUAAUAUAAAGGGACGACAGCAUGUAGCAAGAAAUGUACUCAAAACUCUGUACCCUAGCAACGUAACCCUAAAUGUCAAUGAAAUCAACAUACCAAAGCAAUGCUCCGAUAGAAGUAAUACAAAUCGAAUGGACUCCUUGGACCCUAUCUGGAUCAACAGGAAAGUAGUGCAAUAA
Molecule: messenger RNA, 846 nt
Organism: Owenia fusiformis
Lineage: Eukaryota; Metazoa; Annelida; Polychaeta; Sabellida; Oweniidae
Source: the annotation of a GenBank genome assembly